GUCAGGUGUUUUCAUCUAACUUUUAGCUCGUCGGGGAAAAAGAAAGAUGCGGCGCUCUGGAGCUCCCAGCAAGCUCUUGGGUAAUCCAGUGAAAAAGCCUCGGUUUGUGCCACCUGGUGCAUGUACUUCACUUUCUGUGGCUGAAUCCAAGCCUCUGUCCCCCAAACUUGGUUUAGGCAAUGCACUGGAUAAAAUCCAGAGAAGCCUUGCAACACCAGGUGCAAGUAAGACAGAGUUUAACGUCCAGCCUGAAGCUGCCCCAGCCUUGUCAAAGGUUCUGGCUCGUGUUCUCAGUGCAACUGAGAGUAAGGAAAAUGAGGCUGAGACAAAGCAUCAGAACCCUGGAUUAGGAGCCUCUGCCGAAGACUAUAAACCAGCAGAACGCGCGGCGCGGGCACGCUUUCCUGGAGCUCCUCCUGCAGGCUCAGACUCCGGCUGCAGUCAGGACGGGGCGCGUUACUUCAGUGUGGUGUGGUGUAAGGCCAGCAAGAAGAAACAUAAGCGCUGGGAGGGAGACGCAGUGCUGGUGACAAGAGGACGAACAGUCACUCUUAAAGAUAUGGAGGGGAAGGAUAUCGGAAAGGGUAGUGGCUACAAGGUGUCGGAGCUGGCCUCGCUCUCCGAGGGAGAGACUCUCAUGAUUGGUGGGAAAGAGGUGGAGGUGAUGGGAGUCAUUUCUGCUGAGGACUUUGCCAAGGGGCGCUGUUUUCAGGAGGUCCAAACAGAGCGAGUGGAGUUAAACACAAAGUCUGCUCCACCACCCUCCUGCCGCUUGGCAUUCAAACCUUUUUGCCCUCCAACAAUGGUGGGCGGAGCGGGCCACAGAGAAACAAAACCAGAGGAGGAACAAACCCGCAGACCUCGCCAUGACCCCCUCGCUCCAGGUGCACUGGUGAUGCCUCGCCCUUCCGCCAACCAACAGUGGUUAAAUAACAAGUCAGGGCUUCCUGUGGUUGAUGUUGUGCUUGACCCACACCUGACCACACACCUGCGACCACACCAGAGGGAUGGCCUGCUCUUCCUCUACGAGUGUGUCAUGGGCAUGAGAGCUGCAGGUUGCUACGGUGCGAUCCUGGCUGACGAAAUGGGUCUGGGAAAGACUCUCCAGAGCGUGGGGCUGUCUUGGACGUUGCUGAAGCAGGGACCUUACGGUGGGAGGCCAGUUGCUAAGCGUGUGCUUGUGGUUACACCUGGCAGCCUGGUACAGAACUGGGCCGCAGAAUUCAACAAGUGGCUGGGCCGUGAGAGGAUCAGCGUUUUCACUGUGGAUCAGGACCACAGGAUAGAGCAGUUCGUUUUGUCCCCACUGCACACCGUUCUUGUGAUAAGCUAUGAAAUGCUGCUUCGCUGCCUGGAGCAGGUCCAGAAAGUUGAUUUUGGUCUUAUAAUCUGUGAUGAGGGUCACAGAUUAAAGAAUAGCAACAUCAAAACAUCAUCAGCCCUCAGCAGCCUCGAGUGUAAUCACAGAGUCAUACUUACAGGCACUCCAGUUCAAAACGACCUGCAGGAGUUCUACGCCAUCAUUGAGUUUGUGAACCCUGGGAUUCUGGGCUCAUCGACUGCUUAUAGAAAAGUAUAUGAGGAACCAAUCCUGCGCUCCAGACAGCCCUCAUGCACAGAGGAGGAGAGAGUUUUGGGAGAGGAGCGAGCGGCCGAGCUCUCUCGUCUGACCGGCAUGUUCAUCUUGAGGCGGACGCAGGAAAUCAUCAACCGCUACCUGCCUCCUCGCCUCGACUGGACGUUGUUCUGCGAGCCGUCCCCUCUGCAACGAGAGCUGUACAAGCACCUCCUCUGCCACAGAGUCUUCAGGGCCUGCCUUCAGGGCUCCACUCAAACCCACACACAUCUGGCUUGCAUCACCGCACUGAAAAAGCUCUGUAAUCACCCCGGACUGCUCCACGUCACUGUUAAGGAGAGGACAGAUGCUGGCUCUGUGGAGAGUUCAUUAUAUGAGGGCCUGGCAGAUCUCUUCCCAGAAUCCUAUUCUUCAGGAGGAUUCACCAUGGCUGACUCUGGAAAACUGCUGGUUCUUACGGACCUGCUUGCCGCCAUUAGACAGCUGAGCUCUUCAGACAGGGUGGUCGUAGUGUCAAACUACACUCAGACGCUAGACUUGCUCCAAGACCUGUGUGUACACAUGGGCUACACCUUCUGUCGGCUGGACGGACAUACCCCCACGAACCAGAGGCAGCGACUGGUCGACAGUUUCAACAGUCCCUAUUCUCAGAACUUCCUGUUUCUGCUGAGCUCUAAAGCAGGUGGGGUUGGGCUUAAUCUCAUUGGCGCUUCCCACCUGGUGCUAUACGACAUCGACUGGAACCCUGCCAAUGACAUUCAGGCCAUGGCUCGGGUGUGGAGAGAUGGACAGAAGAAGACUGUGCACAUCUACCGUCUUCUCACUGCAGGCACCAUUGAGGAGCGUAUAUUUCAGCGACAGGUGUCUAAACAGGGACUCUCUGGAACCGUGGUUGACAUGGGGAAAGGGGCAGAGCACACGAGUUUCUCCACCAGUGACCUGCGAGAUCUUUUCAGCCUGACGGAGACGCCCUGCCUGACUCAUGACCUGCUGAACUGUGGCUGCGGCAUGGAUGGCACACUCAGCGCUGUCACAGAGGACGAGGAGCUGGUUUCCGAACGGCCCUGCCAGCUCGGUCGUCAAGGUGACCGUAAGGGGGCGGCACAGAAGCAUCUCAGCAUGUCCGAGCUCAUGCAGUGGAGACAUUUCUCCGGUGACACACACUCCUUCUCCGACCUCUACCUCGAUCACGCGCGACACAACAUCACUUUCGCCUUCCAGACCACCAUCUCUCACGCAACCCAGUAAACAGCCGACUCGUGUGACGCACACUCGCAUAGCUUCCUGCACAAACUUCUUCAGGUCCUCUGGACUUUGUCAGUCUCGAUUUGACGUAUGAAUAAUGCUCCACCACUGCUGCACGUUAUGCCAUUUCCAGUAGUUUUAAAACCGCUUUGCUCAUGAGAUUCUGUAUUGCCCUAAAAUAUUCACCUUUUGUUUAUUUAUGCAAAAUAAUUCACUGUAAAAUUCUAUAAAAUAAGCAUAAAUGAAUAAGAAAUGUUUAACAUUUGUCAGCGUUUGAAAAGUUCUUGCUGGUGGAAGAGGCGCAUAUAAAAUACAGAUUUAUAUCAUGGGUAUGGCCAUUCAACAGACAUUUCUAUCCAAAGGAAUAUUUAUUAUGUCAUUGGUAGGAUUUAUGUUUCUGUGGGGUGCCCAGUGAAUGGAGAGAAUGUGUUUACAUUCAAAAGAAUUUGUUUACAGCAGUUUGCUUAGUGAGAAUGAGCCCCCACCCCCCUACCCAUCCCAAUGGGAAGGGCAAAGCAUCUCUGGCCUCCACUGUCGUGCUUUAAUGUCAGAAUUUGUUAUGCAAUGACCACACACGUUACUGUGGAGCGAGCAAAUCUGCUGGGCUGUCGAUGUGGGCCAUACUGCGGUCUGUUCAGUCUAUUAUUUUGGAUGACACUGGUCUGUUCAUGCUCUUCAACACAAAGCUGCCGCGUGGGAGUUACAGCAUGUAGUUUCUGUGUGUGUGUGUGUGUGUGUGUGUGUGUGUGUGCACGCACACCCAGAAUUCACAUAUGAUUUGAGUCUCGGUCUGUCAGAUUGACUGUGCUCCAGUAUACAAUGCAUUUCCUUGCAGUGCAAUUAUCAUUUAUUCGAGGAUCACCACUGUGCGUGAUUGUUAAGCAACUUCGUUGUAUAAUAAAUGGGUCUCUGGGAUGAUAACUUUUUUGUAUGCAUAUGACAGUUGGACGAUUACGCACACACCUGCUGUUAUUCUGUGGACACACUGGGAAUUGAAACACAACACUUCCUGUGCCAGGAUUCGGCCUCAUAUGAACGUUGCAUGUUGUGCAAUAUAUUAAAUAUGUCAUUUUGCUAUCAAAUGUAGGCCCUCCGGAAGCUCAUCAGUUUAGGAUGUAGAAAUCACAAAGAGAAGUGCAAGUAUAUGAAAGAAAACAGCAAAAUGAGUUGUUCAGGAGCUAUGAACCUGCCUGCCUAAUUAAAUGUGUGGAUGCUAAUUGGGAUGUGCAGGUACUCGAUAACUGACUGGUGUUGGGAAUACAAUUUAUAGAUAAUUGGCUUGUACAUACAGAGCCAAGAUGUACACAGAUAUGUGGUAUUAUAAAUUAUUGUUUUAGUAUACUAGUGCUCCUCAGAAACGUUCAUAUAUUUUAUAUUCAAUAAACGUGAGGUGAAAUAUUUCAGUGUUAGUAUAGCCAGUUUUGAACGCCAGGGAUCGGGGCGCCAGGACUUUCUACUAAGCACUGAACCCACAUUACUUUUUUGAGCUAAGGCCUAGCCACCAGGACCUCGUGACACGGGGCAGUCGCUGGAGAGAUUAUCUCUGGCUUGGAAACAUCUUGUUGUCCUCCUGGAGGAGAUGGCAUAUUGGUUGUUGUCAGAACCUUGAGGCGACUGUUUUGAUUUGGGGCUAAAUAAAUAAAAUUGAAUUGAAUUGAAUCAGCCAUUAUACAAGAUUCAAAGAUUUAUUUGUUUUUAUUGUUAGUGCUCUAUAUGUACAGGAAAUACAGGAGAACUGAAUAGUUCCUGAGACCAAUUUUUUUUUAAAAGGAGAUUAACAGGAAUGUCCAGCUUCUGAAAGGUAUAAUUAUUUAUAAGCUUAUUUCUUGGUUGGAGCUCCUUUACCACAAAUUACUGUGUCAGUGUGUUGUAACAUGGGGGCUUGUUGGACUGCUGAGGCUUCACUGAAGCCCAGGCUACUUUUACAGCAGUCUACAGCUCAUCUGUAUUUCCGAGUCGGAUAUUUUUCAUCAUAGAUUCUCAAAUGGGUUCAGGUUCAAUAACAAGGUCACCAAACUGGCAGUUCUCCAUGAAGCCUGUAAGCAGAUGGAAGCAUUAAUUCUCUGAAUCUAAAGUUUCCUUGUUAAAUGCUUCACUGACUUUGGAUUUGGUAAAACACAGAGGAGCAACCACUGCAAACAUCAGCAGAUGACCCACCGAAUCACCAAACUGUACUGGAUUGUGCCCCUCUCCACAGUUCUUCCAGACCUUGAUUUCAAAAUGAAAUACAAAGUUUACUUACCUUGGAUCAUUGAGCAACAGUGACGUAAAACUGUCUGGUUCAGGAGUGGUUGGAUAUUAGGAAUAUGACAGCCACAGCUCCUUUCCUGAAGACAUCUGUGCUGAUGGUGCUCCAGCACAAGCCUCACUCAGUCUUAGUGAGCCUCUCCCAAGUUCUUGAAUGAACUUUUCUUAACAAUCCUCUCAAGGUCACCAUCACCCAGGUUGCUUUUUGCACUUUUUCCCUUCCAGUGAACUUUCCAACAACAGGCUUCGCUGCAGCAUCCUGAACAGUGACUUUGUGCGACUUACCCUCUGGGUGGAGGUUGUCAGAGAUCUUAAUCUGGACAGUUCUCAAAUCUGCAGUUUUCCACAUGAUUGUAGUUGCAUGUACUGAAUUAGGCUGAAGGAUACCUACAUAUAGUAUUUAUACUGUUUAAAUAGU
Messenger RNA from Pelmatolapia mariae (spotted tilapia), 5486 nucleotides. RefSeq names its product RAD54 homolog B (gene rad54b). The coding region runs from base 47 to 2824 and encodes 925 amino acids. Gene Ontology annotation, cellular component: nucleus. Gene Ontology annotation, biological process: reciprocal meiotic recombination; double-strand break repair via homologous recombination. Lineage: Eukaryota; Metazoa; Chordata; Actinopteri; Cichliformes; Cichlidae. The transcript is spliced from 17 exons. The record is from RefSeq and is a predicted model, not a curated record. Gene Ontology annotation, molecular function: ATP-dependent chromatin remodeler activity; DNA translocase activity; ATP binding.